This is a messenger RNA of Nanorana parkeri, 1143 nucleotides long. RefSeq names its product gastrula zinc finger protein XlCGF26.1-like. The transcript has 4 exons. Lineage: Eukaryota; Metazoa; Chordata; Amphibia; Anura; Dicroglossidae. The coding region runs from base 1 to 1143 and encodes 380 amino acids. The record is from RefSeq and is a predicted model, not a curated record.
AUGGCGACAAUGAAAGUGAAAAAAAAUAUCACUCCAGAACAUGGACACGACGUUCCGAUCACAAGAAGGAGACUUCGUAAUUCAUAUCCAGGCCCUAACACACAAAACAAUGGCACUGCCCAGCUUUCUCCCGGAGGUGGCUCCUCCACCCAACCUUUGCACCCCGCUGCUCCCCAACAGUUCCUGAACCUAAACAAGAUGAUCUUUUCAUGUUCUGAAUGUGGUAAAUCCUUUACGAAGAAAUUAUAUUUUGCCAUACAUAAGAGGAUGCAUACCGUACGGCGCCAAUUUCUGGAGGAUCACACCAUCCCCCACUAUGACCAGUGUGGAAAAGAUACGGAGGUCAAGAAGGAACAAAUGAGCCCUAUGAGGGGUGGCCAGCAGUCUAUGAAGAAGGUUGGAAUCAUGGCGACGAUGAAAGUGAAAAGAACUUCUUUAAAUAUCUCUCCAGCACGUGGAGAUGACGUUCCGAAUACCAGAAGCAGACGUCGUACUUCAUAUCCAGACACAGAAAAUAAAGGCACACCCCGAUGUUCUCCCAGAGUUGACUCCUCCACCCAACCUUUGCGUCCCGCUGUUCAUAAGAAACUUUCCGUUGAUAACAGGAAGAGUGUUAAACACAAAACCAACAAGGUAUUUCCAUGCCCUGAAUGCGGUAAAACCUUUACAAAGGAAUCUUAUUUUGCUAUGCAUUCGAGGACUCAUACUGGAAAGCGCCCAUUUGUAUGUGUGAAGUGCGGGAAAAGUUUUACGUACAAUUCGUGCCUUCUUAGACAUCAAAGACAUCACACGGAAGUGAGGCCCCAUCCAUGUUCACAUUGCGGGAAAAGUUUUAAAGAGAAAUCUGCCCUCAUCCAACAUCUACGAAGUCACACCGGUGAGAAGCCCUUCCCGUGCCCUCAGUGCGGUCAACGGUUUAGCCAGAACGAACAUCUGCAGAGACAUCUGCGAGCGCACACCGGCGAGACCCCUUUUGCGUGCAAGAAGUGCGGGAAGUGCUUUACGCGAAAAGAUAUGCUCGCCCUGCACGAGCAAAGGCAUGUGGAUGAGCGCCCGUUUUCCUGUCUACAGUGCGGGAAUCGUUUCACCAAUCCGUUUUGUCUGGUCCGACAUCAGAAACUCCACGCCAAGAAGCGCUCUUGA